Messenger RNA from Lemur catta (Ring-tailed lemur), 3114 nucleotides. It is a transcript of the gene TMEM238L, whose product is annotated as transmembrane protein 238 like. The transcript has a single exon. NCBI's taxonomy places the organism in Eukaryota, Metazoa, Chordata, Mammalia, Primates, Lemuridae. The record is from RefSeq and is a predicted model, not a curated record. Bases 84 to 323 code for a protein of 79 amino acids.
GAGGCAGCAGCAGGCAGGACAGCCACCUCCCAUGCAAAUUGCCCCCGGGAGUGCAGCUGGGCUCCUCCCGCUCCUCCUGGGCAAUGCUCCUGGGGGGCCCGUGGGGGAGAUGCCAUGUCGGGCGCUGUGUGUUCUUUCUCAUCGUCGCGCUCCUGCUGGAUGCCUUGGGACUGGUCCUCUUGCUGCUGGGGAUAUUCGCUGUGCUGAGUUACUGGGACUUCCUCGUCUACACGGGGGCCCUGAUCCUGGCUUUCAGCCUGGUGCUCUGGGUCAUCUGGUAUUCCCUCAACAUCGAGGUGUCUCCUGAGAAACUGGACUUGUAGUUUGGCCGUGGGCAGAGGAGGAGAGACGCAGGUGCUGUAUGGACCACCUGGCAGCGACACAUUACAGCCUCCCCCGCCCCACGUGUGUCCCACCAGGACCAGGUGAGUACACACAAGGCCUUCCCGGCAGGGUGGCCAGAGAGGCUCGGAUGAGCAGGGACAGGCCAGGGCCUCCGGGGGCUGAAUGAGCGAGCAGCCAGACCACUGCGCCCCGGCUGGGGACUCGGUGAACCUGGGCUCAGUCCUGCCAGGAGGUGGUGGACCAGCCAGGGAGACAUGGAGCAGGUGUUUUCUCCUCUGGGGACCCUUUUCCUCAGGAGGCUGGACAAAGGGUCUGGAUGGCCCUGCCACCUCUGAACUGCCACAAGUGAUCCUGACUGUUACGCAGGGAAGGAAGUUAGCCCUUCAGCUUGGAACGAGGGAGAAAAGCCCCCAUCUGGGUUCUCUGCUGGGAGAAUCCCUGCUGGGGAGAAAAGCCUUUAGUGCCAGGAGAGGAAGGAAAGUUCCCCACUGGCUGCUCGCGCCCUCGUAUGCCUGGGGGGGUGUGAACAGGGCUGUGGGGGCAGCAAACAGAGCAGAACCAUCCAGAAGGGCCCUUCUCACUCACUCUCUUCCUGCACCUGCCCGGAGGGGACACACAGCAGGGGCCUCCAUGCCCACUCAGGGCACCUGCCUCCUCUCUCAGCGGCGCCCCACCACCCUCCUCACUCACAUGUGCCUAGGCCGGCUGCUCUGAGCCAGAAGUCAAGGGACCGUGACUUCAUGGAUUCCGUCGGCCGAGCGGUACGUCACAGCUGGGCAAGCAGCUCUGUGUGUAACCAAAGAGGCAGAUAAAGAUAGAGCUGGUCUGGCCUUACGACCCCGAAUCAGAGAUGGGCAAAUCUCCCCAGGGGACCGAAGUCAGAGCCCUGGUUAGUUUGACGGCCAUACCCUGCUCCCCAGGUGAGCCCAGACCUGCACGCAGGUGCAGCCGGGCACUCCCUUUUGAUUAUGAGACGUAAGAGCAAAGGUCGUUGCUGAGUUGGAAGAAGGAAAUAAUAAUUGUACCUUUUCUGGGAGAUUACAUCUGGCCCUCGGAACUCAGAGAAAAGAGCUGUGUUACCUGGGACAAAUUGAGGAGGUUUCAGGACAACAGGGUAAACUCGUACCUGGCAGAUGAUGUGGAAAGAGACGAGAUAUCAGAACACCUGGGUUCCACUUUUAGUUUCCACACUUGUUAGCUGGGUGAUGCCAGGCAGGCUGCAUGGUACUCUGACGCUAGGGAUUCGUAUUUGUAAAAUGAGGAUAAUAUUCCCUGCCCUUGGUGUUUCGGGUAAGGCAGGGAACGGCUCUCUGCAAUUCAUGUGGUUCUCACAAAUGUCAAGGGUACAAAACAUGUACUAUGGGAUGAGGAAACUGACUCAGAGUCCAAACUUGGAGUACCUUGGUGUCUCUCAGAUUGGUAGUGGCAGGGGUCAGCUCACACUUUGCAUCAAUGAAACUCCAAAGCAAGAAGGGACCCCAGAUGUGUUUGCUUGUUCACCAAAGUGUGUCAGGCACUGUGCAAGGUGCUGGGGAUGCCGUGAGGAAUAAGACACAUGAGAGCUCCACCCUCAGGGAGCUUACUGUCAGGUGAAGAAGACAGACAUGAGCCAAACAGUCACAUUAACAGAAGUAUGAUAACAAAGUCAGGUCUGGACUAGGAAGGAGAGAAGAAAUAUUAUGCCACAACAAUGUCCAGUAGAAAAACUGACCCAGAAGGUGCAGUCAGGACAGCCUUCCUGGAAGAGGUGAUGUUAGGCUGAACAUCAAAGGAAGAAUAGGAGUUUCAUGGAAAGCCUUAUGGGGAAACUUCCAGGGAGAGGCAAUGGCUUGGGUACAGGUCCUGAGGUAGCUGGAAAUAAAAGACAGCAGGGAGACUGAAGGGCAGAGAGCAAGUGCAGGAGAGGGUCACGGCCCCGCAGCAGGCAGGAUCAGAUCAGGCAGGGCCUUGAAGGCCCGCUGAAGGAUUCUGAUCAUUACCUUAGGAACAAUAAGAAGCCAUUGAAGAGAUGUAAGCAGAGGUGAGACUUGACAUAACUGGAUUCCAAAAGACCACCCUGGCCACAGUGCAGAUUAUUAUGAUGAUUAUCAUCAUUACCAGUUGAAACCCGCUUGGGGAGCUAAGACACGUGCCGGGACAACACGGAGUCCCCAGGAUGAGGCUCCUUCCCUUGCUGAACAGAAGUUCAAGAGCCCAGUGUCAGAGAGCAUGGGCCACACCGGACUGCGUGGUGUGCAUCUGGUUUUGUUCCCUCCUGGCUGUGUUAGCUGGGACAAGCCGCUUCACCUAUCCAUGCCCCAGAACUCUAAAUCUGUACAAUGGAGAUGGUGCUAGCAGGAACCCCCACCUCAGAGGACGUGCGCAGAGUAAGAGGAUUAAUAUUUGUUCAGCCAAUGCAAGUGAUGAUUAAAUAAAGCAAAGGCGCGCCAUUAAACCUCGGUCACAAUGCAGGUAGCUGGCACAUUACCGAGGGUGCGACCUUCCUCCAAGGUAGACACCCCUGCAGCACUGUGACCCAUUCCAAAGGCAGCGCAGCAUUAAGACUUUUCCGUAGGUGCGAGGGUUUCUGUCCUGGCUCAAAGGGGCUUCAGCAGUUGAGAGAUUCACUGUGUUCUUUAUGGAACACAGUCAUGCAAAUAGCACUUGCUCCUUUUAGUCCCCAGAUUUCGCGUCCCUAGGACCCUCAAAGCCAGCCAGCCCACUCACUUAGCCUCCCUCUGUCCCUCGGUCCCCUGCCACAUCUCAGGGCUGGCUCAGAGCGACAGGGAC